AUGAAGUAUAUAAUUGAACAUAUGGAAGAAGGAUUCUCUGAAUGGGUAGUUUUAGAAUAUUUGGAAAUAAUAAGAGAAGUUGGGAAUAAAAAUUUGGUUUUAACUUCGUUACCAGAAGGUACAACUGAUAAAGACAUUCCUGAACGAUUACUCAAAGCAGGAUUGUGUUGGACAACAGAAGAGUGCAUUAACAUCGACAAAGGUAUUCUCGACAAAGCGAGAGUUUGUUUGUUAGAUCCAGCUGCAGAUGUUGACUUAACACCUGGUGAUUCUUCCAAGUUCGACUACUUUGUCUUUGGAGGUAUAUUGGGAUCUCAUCCGAGAAUUGAUAGAACGGGCAUCUUAAGAAAAAAAUUUGGUUUUGAAGGUAGAAGAUUAGGUGAGUUGCAAAUGACAACAGAUACGGCUGUGAGGACUACUCAAAGGAUUAUUGAUAACAAGAUUGAUUUCAAAGACAUCAAGUUCAUAGACAAUCCAGAGAUAAGGUACAACAAACACGAAGCAACUGAAAUGCCUUUCAGAUAUAUCUUACGAGACGAUGGUACUCCCAUACUCCCGGAGGGGAUGUUGGAAUUAAUCAAACACGAUGCAGAGCAGAGUAUUGAUGAUUUGUUAAUGGCAUAA
Messenger RNA from Priceomyces carsonii, 624 nucleotides. Its product is annotated as protein-arginine N-methyltransferase. Gene Ontology annotation, biological process: peptidyl-arginine methylation. Gene Ontology annotation, molecular function: protein-arginine omega-N monomethyltransferase activity. The record is from RefSeq and is a predicted model, not a curated record. The transcript has a single exon. Lineage: Eukaryota; Fungi; Ascomycota; Pichiomycetes; Serinales; Debaryomycetaceae. The coding region runs from base 1 to 624 and encodes 207 amino acids.